CUACGAGCGCUUGAAACGUUAUUUCGUUACCACUUUGGCCCUCCCCUGUCGUGUGGCUUGCUUGGCAUUACUGCCUGUAUAAUUUAAGCGUCCUUUAUUUAUUUUAAUUUUUUUUUCUUCGACCUUCCGGGCUAUCCGAGCUGGAGGGUUUUCGGCGCAAACUGAGCUGAAGUGUUCCUGGCCAGUUGACGCUGACCUGCGAGGUUGAGCGAACACCGGCAAGAGACAUGCGUGCCGUGCUUAGGAACUGCCUGCCAUGUCUGGAAUUGCGAUCGCUCGACUCUCGGAAGAGCGGAAAGCCUGGAGGAAAGACCACCCUUUUGGGUUCGUUGCGCGACCAACAAAGAACUUGGACGGCACAUUAAAUCUACUCAAUUGGGAGUGUGCCAUCCCAGGGAAACAAGGGACACCCUGGGAAGGCGGCCUAUACAAGCUGCGCAUGGUCUUCAAGGAUGACUACCCAUCGACGCCACCCAAGUGCAAGUUCGAGCCGCCUCUUUUCCACCCCAACGUGUACCCGUCGGGUACAGUGUGUCUGUCGUUGCUUGACGAGGAGAAGGACUGGAGACCUGCCAUCACCAUAAAGCAGAUCCUGUUGGGCGUGCAAGACCUGCUCAAUGAGCCCAAUGUCAAGGACCCGGCUCAGGCGGAGGCGUACACCAUCUAUUGCCAAAACGCUCUGGAGUACGAGAAGCGCAUCCGAGCACAAGCGAAACAGAUGGCAUCAUCAGAGUGAAAGGUGAAAAAAAAAAAAAAGACUGUCCUUGCUGUCGACUGGCUGUCACUUGGAGGAGAGCUUCGUGAUUGGGCCAUGCUGCACAACCCGACUUCGCCACUGGUUCUGACUGGCAUCAAUUGGGCUCUUUAUAUCUUAAGUUACUGUAAAUAAAGUCAUUUUUUUACUGUA
Molecule: messenger RNA, 907 nt
Organism: Dermacentor silvarum
Lineage: Eukaryota; Metazoa; Arthropoda; Arachnida; Ixodida; Ixodidae
Product: SUMO-conjugating enzyme UBC9
Exons: 6
Coding region: 257-736 (159 amino acids)
Biological process (GO): protein sumoylation
Cellular component (GO): nucleus
Molecular function (GO): SUMO conjugating enzyme activity
Source: RefSeq, a predicted model, not a curated record